CCGUUCGUGACCCGGCGGUGUUCCCGCAGCACUUCCGGGGCGCGGGGGGUUCCGCCGUGCCUCCCGCUACCCCUGCCCGGUUAUGCGAGCGCCGGCGCCGCCUCUUUGCGGAGCAGCUUCCUGAUGUCCUGCCAUGGAUGAUGACAGUCAGGAUGAACUCAUCAACAAGAAUGCUGCACUAGGCAAGGGCAAAAGGCAGAGUCUUGCACUCCUCAGUGAAACAGAAAGCAAUGGUGGAAAUAGCUGUGAGUCAGAAGAUGAUACUGGAAGUGAGGAGGAAGAAGGUGACACUGAGGAAGAAGGAGGUGAGGAGGACAAGGAAGAAAGUGAAGAUGAAGAAUUAGAAGAUUGCGAAGACGAUGAGGAAGAGGAGGAUGAAACUGAGGCCUCUGGUGGGGGUCUGAGUGAUCCUCUGAAAUUAGAGGCAGGUGUAAAUGGAGUGAGCAUCUCCUCUGAUGAGGAUGGUGAGAACUGCCCCAUUUGCCUCAACACCUUCAGGGAUCAGGCUGUUGGCACUCCCGAGAGCUGCUCCCAUUACUUCUGCUUGGAUUGCAUCGUGGAGUGGUCUAAGAAUGCCAACUCCUGCCCAGUGGAUCGAAUCCUCUUCAAGAACAUUAACAUCCGGGCACAUUUUGGGGGCAAAGUCUUAAAAAAGAUCCCUGUUGAGAACACGAAGACUCAGGGUACUGAUGGAGAGGAUGAUCCUACCUUCUGUGAGGUGUGUGGCAGAAGUGACCGAGAGGAUCGCCUGCUGCUGUGCGAUGGCUGUGACGCAGGCUACCACAUGGAAUGCCUUAACCCACCCCUGAGUGAAGUCCCUGUAGAUGAGUGGUUUUGUCCAGCCUGUGCCCCCAUGGGUGGCAGUGCCGCUGCAGAUGCGGACCAGGUGAGCGAGGAGGAGGUUGCUGCCCUCGUGGCCGAUGUGGUUCCCAGCAGCAGCAGGCUGCGGCCGCAGGCGCGCACCAGAGCCAUCGCCAGGACGCGGCAGAGCGAGCGGGUCCGCGCCAACGUCAACCGCAACCGCAUCAGCACCGCGCGCCAGAUCCAGCAUGUGCCGAGGUACCUGAUGUCCUCUCUGCUGGAUGAAACCAUCGAGGCUGUUGUAGCAGGCCUCAACACUGCUGUCUACCAGAGGCCUCUCACCCCACGGGCUCCUGCCAGGCAGAAGAGGAAAACAGGUAGGAGGAAGAAAGCAGGGAAGAAAAGAACUCAGAGCAAAUCUGCUGGGAAGAAGAGUUCAGGGACACAACAGAGGAGACGCAAGCGUGUGGUAAAGAAGAGGAGGGGGAAGAAGAUGAGAGUGAGAUCACUUGAGGUGCCGACUCGCUCCCGCAUCGCCCGGGCGCUGGGGCUGCGCAAGGCUGCCCGCGGGGGCUCGCUGCCUGCCAUCGCCAGAGCCACCGAGCCCUCGCUGGGCGUGAUGAGAGCAGACAUUGGCACAGCUUCCCUCUCCAUCUUUGGGGACCCCUAUGAGCUGGAUCCUUACGAAAGUAACGAAGAGGUUCCAGCAAGUGCAGACUCUCCAGUGAGUGCCAAAAGGAGAGUUCUCUCCCAGUCGGCACUCAGGUCUCACCGACCUGUGGCCAGACCUGUCUCUGUGGGACUCCCCAGAAGCAGUGUCCCUGCCUUGAGCCCUGAGCAAGAAGCAGAAGCUGCCUCUGUGCCUGACCUACUGGGAAGCAUCCUGUCUGGACAGAGCAUCCUCAUGAUGAGCAGCUCAGAUGUGGUCAUCAACAGAGACGGUUCGCUGACGGCCAAGAAGACAGCUCCACUGCACAGAAAAUCAACCAACGCCUCCAGAGCGGACGAUGGCUCAGGACACAACACCCAACCCGGUACAGUGUACCCAGGGACCACAGCAAACAGCUCCACUGCUGGACCUUCAGCUUCCUCAGGGCUGAGUGCCCACACCAGACCCUCCUCCUCUUCUUCCUCCUCUUCCUCCAGCUUGUUUUCAUCGCCUUCAGCCUUGCUGAGUAGGAUUGAGCCUGCGGCGAACCCUGCACAGACCACAACAGAAAAAGCGAGCGUGAAAGCGGAGUAUUCGAUGACACCCAGGGCUGUCCAGGCUCAGAACAUAGCUCCUCUGAGCAGGCACAGCUCUGGGGCAGAUGAGAUGCCCACAUUUAAUGGGAACUCUAAAAGCUUGGCACCUGCUAACUCUUCUUCAAAGCCCCUGAGCUGCAGCCUGAAUGCUGGCUCCAAAGCUGUGAGCGUGAGGCAGCCGCUGAAACCCCCUCCCAAGAGAAUUGACGUCUUUGAGCUUCCCAGGAUACCAAAGAUUAAAAAGGAAAGCAGCAGCAAGCAGGUAGAGCCAGAAGCUGCAGGAAGCCAAAGCUGUGACAUCCCCAGCUCCUGUGUCACCCAGCUGACGGGCAAGGAGGGUACCCAUCAGGCAGGGAAGGGGGGCAAUGUGGAGAGUCAGAAGUCAAACACCAGCGAGUCUCAGCAGCCGGCCCACACGAGCAGGGUGUCCUUCUCUAGCAGCUCAGGGGUGUAUGGCAGUUCCUCGCUGCUGGCCUCCUCCUCCUCCUCCUCCAGGAGCAAAGGCCCAGGCUCUUUUGAGAGUUUUAAAAUCAACAUCCCAGGCAAUGCAGGGCAUCCCAGCAGGCUGCCUAACCCAGGCUUCUGCAACACUUUCCGCCCCGUGGAUGACAAAGAGCAACAGAAAGAGGCUCCCUCCACGCUCUUCUCCAUGAAGAAAAAGCAGGUCAAAAGUGAAAUCUAUGACCCCUUUGAGCCCACAGGGUCGGAUUCCAGCUCAGCAAGCAGCAGCCCUGAGAGGCUUGGCUCGGGGAUCCCCCUGACCAACAUCACCAGGACCAUUUCCAUUGAGCACCCCAAAGUUCAGACCUUCCACACUGUCCGGCGCUUCACCCCUUACAAGGUGGAGAACAUCUUUGGGUCCGAGGCUGACUCUGAUGCACCUUCUGCUACCCCCCAGGCUCAGGAGGCUGCCAAGGUCAAAAGCAGGCUGGUGGAGCAGGUCUCUGAUACAGAGGAAAGAGACAGCAGGGCUGAGGAAGACUCUCUGAGCAGUCCUUGCACUUCGGCUGCCGUUAAGCACGUUUGUGAUGCAGAGGGUUCAAAGGAGGAGAGCAGAGAGGGCCCUGAUGUGUUCUUUAACGCCGAGGAAUUGAUUAGGCCUAACACAAAUGUGAAACUAGAACCAGAGAGUCCCUCCAGGAGUGAUGGGCAGCAGAAAGGCCAAACAGCAGAGCAGACGGAGAAGCGCUCACGGUCCAGAUCCCGCUCCAGCUCCCGAAGCAAGAAGAAGAUGAAAAGGAAAAAGGCACCUGUCAAAGAGCACAGGAGGUCCCCGUCAGAACCUAGGGAGAGAACACACUCAAGGGACCGAAGCUCCAGGUCCACCUCUUGCUCGGGUGGAGAAGAGCACAGCAAAACACAGGCGGGGAAAGCGAAGAGCAGGAGGUCUUCUACCGACCGCUCCAGCAGCCACGAGCGAGCCAAGAAAAAGAAAGUGAAGGAUAAAAGCAAGGAGAAGAAGGCAAAAUCUUCUUGGUCUAGGGAGAGAAGGAAAUCGAGGUCGAGGUCAGGAAGCCCUGGCAGCACUUCUGAGUUUCAUGAAAGCAGGAAGAAGAAGAGGCGGUCCCGGUCGAGGUCCAGGCGGAGGGGACGGUCCCGCUCCACCAGCACCGAGAGGGCCAAGCGCCGGAAGCACCGCAGGGACAAAAGCCACGAGAGGCACGACAAAGAUGGCAGCCUGAGGGCCAGGGGCAGGAAGAGAUCCAGGUCCAGGUCUCGGGAGAGGAGGAAGUGGAGGUCUCGGUCUCGUUCUGCCUCUCGGUCUCGGGAGCACAAGAGCAGCAAGUCGAAGGACAAGAGGCCGCGCUCCAGGUCGCGCUCCAGAGAGAGGAAGCGCAGGUCCAAGGAGAGCUCCCUUCCUCCUCCACAGCCUCCAGCUGACAGCCUGCCCAGCUCUCUGGAGCCACCCCAUUCCAUCAAGCAAGAGCCAAAGGAGGAGUUAGUACUGGAAGAGCUUUCCAUAACCAUCCAACCAAAUAUCAAACUGGAGGAAAUGAAGGCUGAGCCCCCGGGUCCAGUGAGAGAGGUCCAAGAGACUGUGAAGGCAGAGCCCAUCUGUCAGGAAGUGAGCUGUGAAACUGCAUUCCCUGCCCCAGACAUCACAAACAUCUCUGCUCCGCUGGGCAAGGUGGAUCCUUUUGAUGAGGCAGAGCUGAUGAGCAGCAGAGAUCCAGCAGUGCUUGCUGGCAACACGAACCUGGAGAUCACGGUGAAGAUCGAGAACACGGCGCUGUGCCCAUCCCUGGGCGACCAGCCCCCCAAGAAAGAGGUCAUCCUGCACCUUCCAGCUGAGGCUGCAGCCCCUCAAAGCUCAGCCAAAAGCAAGCUACCAGAUUGUGUGAGGGAGGUCAGAGAGGAGUGCCUUGUGUCAAACGAGAAGACUCAUCACUUUGGGAAGCCUGAAGUGGAGGGGGCAGCUCAGGGUCCUGCCUUGAAAUCCAAAGCAGCAGUGAAGAGAGUGACCUGGAAUCUGCAGGAGGAAGAAAGCAGCACCUUGACUGCUGGAAAAGCUCCAAGGAUGCCAUUUUACAAACUCCAGCGGGCAAAAGAAGUCGCCUGGAAACCAGAGGACUUGAACCAAACCUUAAAUCAGGUGCAGUUAAAUGAGCCUCCUCCAACCAAUUAUAUGAUUCCUGAGCCUAUGUUUCCUGAUCUAGAUUCCUCUCAGGUGUACUGCCAGCCGCUGCCCGCGGCGCCCGCGCUGCCCGCCAGCCUGCCGCCCUACGCGCCCGUCAGCCAGCCCACCGUGCACUUCAUCAUGCAGGGCAGCCUGCCCGCGCCCGCCGCCGCCCGCAGCCUCACCCCCGAGCCCGCCAGCCUGGCCACCGCCUCCGAGCCCGGCAUGCAGGCUGCCGCCGUGGGCAGCGCCGAGGAGAAGAGCUCAGCGCCCAGAGCUGCGCCGGAUAGAACCAAGAACGAGGAGUACAUGAAGAAGCUCCACAUGCAGGAGAGGGCUGUGGAAGAGGUGAAGCUUGCCAUCAAACCUUUCUAUCAGAAGAGGGAGAUCACCAAGGAGGAGUACAAGAGCAUCCUGAGGAAAGCUGUGCAGAAGAUCUGCCACAGCAAAAGCGGCGAGAUCAACCCCAUGAAAGUAGCCAACCUGGUGAAAGCCUACGUGGAGAAAUACAAACACAUGAGGAAACACAAGAAAACUGAUGGAGAAGACACCAGGGAAGGAGAAAACUGAGAGCAAAAACCACAACCCAAGACUGCUCGGACUGGCACUGGUCCUGCCCCUGCCGAGAAGGCUGCGCCGGCGGCUGGGAGGAGACAGUUUGGCUGCGCCUGGCUGCAGUGCAGAGGAGCUUCAAAGAGGACUGAACUGCAGAGCCUCCUGUUGAAGGGAUGGGCUUGAGUUUGUUGGAUGUCUUUUCUGUUUUGGAUGUCUCUUCUUUUUGGGUUGUCUUUUCUUUUUGGGUUGGUUUUCCUCCCCCCUCUCUUCCCCUCCUUCUUUUGGAUGCCCUACAGAUGUAGCCCUUAAAGAACAACCUUAACGCCUCAGGCCAGCAGAGGGGACAGGCAGAGCCCCCUUUUUAUUGGUGGGGGGUGAGGGGAGGAAGGCUCUUUUCAGGGUUCCUUUGAUCACUUCUCCUUUUUGGCUGGGGAGGGAUGGGGGGAGGAGGAGGUGUUGGUGAGGGGAGGGCUGUGCACUUGUCUUGCUAGAAGUUUGAAACUGGAUCCCACCCUGACACACACAAACACACUUUUUACCCCCGACCCCCUCCAGUCUGUCCACUGUUGCCUGGUGUUUAUUUAUGGGGGGGGGAGGGAGGGGGGGGAGGAUGCAGCUUGUCUUUGGAACCUUCUGAUUUUCAUACUUGAACCCCUGUCUUUUUAAGCCCCACCCCGUGGGGGAGGGUUGAGCGAAGCUUGCCUGGCCCCUGGGGCCUGGCAGAAAUGAGCUCACCUUUAUAAACUGACUUCAGAAUCA
This is a messenger RNA of Pogoniulus pusillus (Red-fronted tinkerbird), 5977 nucleotides long. RefSeq names its product PHD and ring finger domains 1 (gene PHRF1). The coding region runs from base 134 to 5233 and encodes 1699 amino acids. Lineage: Eukaryota; Metazoa; Chordata; Aves; Piciformes; Lybiidae. The record is from RefSeq and is a predicted model, not a curated record. The transcript is spliced from 18 exons.